This is a messenger RNA of Plasmodium cynomolgi strain B, 2082 nucleotides long. RefSeq lists its product as hypothetical. The transcript is spliced from 3 exons. Gene Ontology annotation, cellular component: cytoplasm; dynactin complex. Bases 1 to 2082 code for a protein of 693 amino acids. Lineage: Eukaryota; Apicomplexa; Aconoidasida; Haemosporida; Plasmodiidae. The record is from RefSeq and is a predicted model, not a curated record. Gene Ontology annotation, biological process: mitotic spindle organization.
AUGAACAAAGUGGCGGGUAGCAACUCGGGAACAGAGGGGGAAGGAAAAGACGGAAGCGAUGGCGUCGACCGAGGCGACCACAGCAGUGGGCUAGCGCAUAGUGUGAAAAGUGAACAGUCUGGGGAAUACGUCACACGUGAGAAGACUCAGCAGAAUGACUCGAAAAAACAAUCCGAAGGAAGCACCCCAAAUGAAGCCACAAACGAUUCACCAAAUGAAGCCACAAACGGUUCCCCAAACGAUGCUCCAAACGAUGCCCCAAACGAUUUCCCAAACGAUUCCCCAAACGAUGCCCCAAACGAUUCCCAAAACGAUUCCCCAAACGAUUCCCCAAACGAUUCCCCAAACGAUGUGGACAACUCGUACGGAAAAGUGGAACCAAAGCUGAGUCGCGAGAAAAGCGACACCAUCGACAAAAGCGGAGAAGAACCAAAGGCGCAAGGCAGCAACUUAUCCACAAGCUCCGUAGACGAAAAAAAAAAAAACCAGAAAAAAACAUUAUUGCAACCACCACGCAUUGUGCGGGGAGAAAGCCAAAAAUAUGGAGGAAAAAAAAUAAAAUCCAAGUAUUUUAAACCAAACGAUACGUAUAACGACGGAAAGAAGGGAGAAAUCAACUCGAGCAGAAACAAAAAAAUAACGAAAGAAAAUUUAAAAGUAGAUAUGCGGGACUUCUUUUCUACCUCACAGGAGAAGGAUGUCUAUGAAUAUAUUCCAGACACGUCCAACUACACCAUAUGUCACAAUGAAGCAAAUGAGUUGUACAAAGAUGUAGUCACCAUGAAUAAGCAUUUUUUGGACGAAAUAAAUGUUAACAUAUAUUCGUCCCCUCUGGAUACCUACUUAUCGAGCAUGCUAGCCUCCGUAACGGAGGACUCAAAGCAGAGGGAUAGCGAUAUCUUGGAUGAAAGUCCCAUGAACAAACCACUAUAUUCUUACGAGUUUUACAAAAAUAAAAUUUUUAAGCACUACCAUAAUAACGGUUUAGUCAUCGAAGUUGAUCCUGCAAAAUUAAAAUAUAACAACUCUACGCAGUAUGAAUACGGUCAUAAUGUGUCUACUAAUUUAGACGACCCUCUGUCUUAUUUGCAAAAAUUAAAGUGCGAAGUGGAAGACAUAACUACCUACAUUAACGAUUUAGCCAAUAGGAAAAGGGAAACAUACGACCCGGAUAAUCCAUACGACAAAUUAAACGAAGAUGUAACAGAGCAUGAACAAAUUGUUAAGAAAAUUAUGCAUAACCGAGAGGCACCCGAAAUACUUCUGGAACUUUUUUCGCUAAAAAAUGACAUCGACGAUAUGAUAAAUGAUGACAAUUUGAGAACACUGCUGAAGUCGGAAAAGGCGGAGAAAAUGGUUCCCCAACAGGGGGGUACUACUUCUCCUGAGGAUUGUAACAGGGAAGUCGUGAGAGCUAUCCUCGACCGGCUACAGAACUGGGAUGAUGUUUUCCCGAAAAAGGGAGAACCAACUGGUGAAAAGGACAACAAGGAAGUCCAGAAGGAAGUCCAGAGGGAAGUCCAGAAGGGGAUCCAAAAGGAUGCCCAAAAGGACACCCAACGGGACAUACGUGGGGACAUGCGUGGGGACACACGUGGGGACCCUUUUCCAAAGCAAGUGAACAUCUACACCGUACAGAAUGGGAAAGAAAGGGAAAUUCAAACUGCCCACCUCCUAACGCUGGAAAGAAAAAUUGCAGAUAUUGAAAAGGCCUUGGGGAUAGAUAAAAUGGCCAUGCUUCCAUAUGAUGAUCUGAAUCAUGCCAUCCUGGAUUUAUACAAUAAACUAAGCCUGUUAGAUUCCAUCAAAUUAGAAAGUGUGAAAAAAAAAAUGCAAAAUCUGCAAUCGGAAUUUUUAAACUUAAAAAAAUUCAAAAAAGAUCUCUUAAACGUUUCCAAAGAUAGAGGAAAUUACGAAGAGUCCAUUGAUGAACUUUUUAAAAUCUUAGACCUCUGGAAGAAGACUCACCAUAUAAUUCCAAACGUGUUGGCACGGCUUCACCAACUGAAACGGGUGCAUGACAACGCGCAGUCCUUCUCCUCCAGGCUCGACGGUGGGCACAGCGUGAAUAUGUUCACCUAG